CUGAUGAGCAUUCACUGAAUUCGGAAUUGGGGUGGAUCAGGUUUUAGUUUUUUGGUUUUCUAUCUCUUACAAAUAACGGAUGGUUGGGUAUCUGAUCCAAUUUUGAAGGGUUUCAGCUUUGUAACUGGUGUAACGAAAUUUUGGGUCGUUUGAAUUUUGGGUUAUUUUGGAGGGUUUUAUGUGUGGAAAGGGUAAUGGCUGCAGGGACUGAUUUAUCGCGUCCUUUUACUGUAUUAGAUGGUCGAUUCUGUAAUGAUAAUAGGCCACCCAUUGGCGAUGAGAACUCCGAGGCCCUGGAGAGCUUGAAACAGAUGAAUAUCGGGAAACCUCCUUGGCACCUUUCGGUCAUUCGGCAUUGCAUCAGCAGUGCUCAGCUGGUGGCUGAAGACGAAUUGGAGUUGAAUAUUGAGAAUAUUGGCCCCAAAUCACCAGCAAACGAGAAGUCUGUGUUUUUACCCAUUUUUCGCUCUGGGAGUUGUUCAGAUAAAGGACCCAAACAGUACAUGGAAGAUGAGCACUUAUGUAUAGAUAAUCUACUUGAACAUCUUGGAGAAGUUGCAAAUUUCCCAUCACCAGGGGCUUUCUAUGGGGUGAGUAACAUAAAUACUGCUGAUGCAUCUUCCGAUUUGUCAUUGGUUGUUAAUUUGCCAUACCAUUCAUCCUCAUCUGGUACAAUAAAAUCAUGGUAUGGCUAGACGCUUGCUUUUAUGGCUAAUGAAGAUAAAUGGUGUAAUUUAUUUUAUAUUUUCAGUUUCUUUACUAAUUCCAUUCAAUCAUGAUCAUGGAACCUCUCAUUUUCCAUCAUUUGAAAUUUAAGAGAUAAUUGGGGAACAAACCAUUUGGUGGAUUUGCACCCGUUC
Molecule: messenger RNA, 860 nt
Organism: Magnolia sinica
Lineage: Eukaryota; Viridiplantae; Streptophyta; Magnoliopsida; Magnoliales; Magnoliaceae
Product: probable protein phosphatase 2C 27
Exons: 2
Coding region: 195-695 (166 amino acids)
Source: RefSeq, a predicted model, not a curated record